AUGGCUGCCCUAGGAUUGCAGUCAGUCCCGGUAGACGUGCUGGUCUCGCUACCAGAUUACCUGCACAACAUCGAAGACUACACGAAUCUCUCCUCGACAUGCCGGACGCUGCGUGAAUGCAUGGCGGCUGCAACACCAAACCAUAUAUUGCGGUUGGCAGCGGCACAGUCUAAAAUCUUCUGCCGCCCGUCGCCGGACUUCCUCAUAGCCGCCACGGCGCGGGAGCUGGGAAACUGGGCGCGGGAGUCGGAUACCAACGAGCAAGAGCUCGCCCUCCGCAUGGAAGAGGGCGUCGACGCGCUCCUCGACCUCGCCCUGGAGCACUGCGGCCUCACCAUGCAGUGCAUCCGCGAGCUGCACCUCCUGCGCUUCUCCUGCGUCGGAAAGCAGUGGUACGCGCUGCCCGACUUCUGGAAUGGCGGCGCCGACGACGCCUACACCAUCGCGUCCGACCCGCCAACUACAUUCUUCCACCUCGCGACGUACGGCGAGCUGUUCGGUCCAGACUUCGAGGCCAUCCUGGACCAGACCGACGCGCGCAGGCUGGGCGUCGAUACGAGGUUGGAAUACAUCAAAUAUUGCGUGCCCGACUUCGCGACCACCUGUCCUACCCGCGAUGAAGUGGAGCCCCGCCGUCGUAUCAAGAAUACGGGCCCCUAUGCGACGCCGAACGAGAGUGGCCCUCGCUGGAGACCGCACUGGAAGGCAUUCCGAGCUAAGGCGGGCCCGGACUUCCAGGAAGACUUCGACGACGGAUGGUGGUACGACGAGGGCGUGGACCAGAACUGGAGGCAACGGCUGUGGGAAGACAUCAUGGUAUGUCAGGGGCUGGAGGGCCUGGGAAUGAUCAGGCCCGGUAGUCUGCAGGACUCCUGGAUCCCGAAGGUCAAAGUUUGGAGGGACAAGAUUGCGAAGCUGGAGAGAGCCCGCGCUGGAAAAAGUUGGAAGGCAGGCUACUUUCGAAUACCCCUAUCUGCUUGGGGAUCUGAGGAUCUGUGCCAGCGGCUAUGUUAUGGGAACAUGAUGGUCGACUAG
Anthostomella pinea is the source of this 1035-nucleotide messenger RNA. The record is from the annotation of a GenBank genome assembly. NCBI's taxonomy places the organism in Eukaryota, Fungi, Ascomycota, Sordariomycetes, Xylariales, Xylariaceae.